AUGUAUGAUGGUCAAAGCAGGACGACUAGAUUUCAGUUAUCUAAGGCCCUGUUUAGAUCCUCACUUGCUGCAAAUGAAAAGGUUGAACCCCAUGUUCUUAAGAUAAUUGGUCUCAUAGAACAACUUGAGAAGUUGGGGUGCACUCUUGGGAAAGAGCUUUCUCAAGAUUUGAUUCUGCAAUCACAUUCUGAUUCAUUUUCACAAUUUAUUGUGAAUUUCAACAUGAAUAAGAUGAGUUGUGACUUGCAUGAGAUGCUUAAUCUGCUAAUUGAUUAUGAGAAUCAAAUUGCUUCUGAGAAGAAGAAAGGAAUUGUCAUGGUAGUUGGCAAGAGCUCCAAGAAGAAAGGCAAAGUACCAAAAAGGAAGCAUCUUGGACCUAAGGGUGGUAUGACCAAACCCAAGAACACAAGGAACAAGAUUGACCAAACUAAUGCUAAAUGUUUCUUCUGUAAGGAGAAAGGUCAAUGGAAGAGGAAUUGA
Molecule: messenger RNA, 480 nt
Organism: Glycine soja
Lineage: Eukaryota; Viridiplantae; Streptophyta; Magnoliopsida; Fabales; Fabaceae
Exons: 1
Coding region: 1-480 (159 amino acids)
Source: RefSeq, a predicted model, not a curated record